This is a messenger RNA of Fonsecaea erecta, 1098 nucleotides long. RefSeq lists its product as hypothetical. NCBI's taxonomy places the organism in Eukaryota, Fungi, Ascomycota, Eurotiomycetes, Chaetothyriales, Herpotrichiellaceae. The record is from RefSeq and is a predicted model, not a curated record. Bases 1 to 1098 code for a protein of 365 amino acids. The transcript has a single exon. Gene Ontology annotation, molecular function: hydrolase activity.
AUGGCUACUACUACUUUUGCAUCCAGUGCGUCCUUGCCUGAUGAGAACGCCCCCGAAACCAUCGAGGCUCGCCGCAGAGAAAUGCAAGCUUGGGAGCAGGCCGCGGGCGAGAUUCUCGGUCCUUGUCCGCCGGACUUGAAGGAAUCGACUAUCGACAUCGCCCUGUCCGACCAUUUCGUGAGCCACAACAUCGUCGUCCGGCCUGUCUCGACAGCCAAUGGAGAAGGCCACAGCCAGAGCGCCAUCAAAAAGUGUCCUCUCAUCGUGUACAUCCACGGCGGAAGCUUUGCCUUUGGCACGCCACACCAGGUGCUUUCUCCCGCGCGCGCAUUUGCCUCGCAUUUCGGGGCUAUCGUCGCCUGUCCGUCCUACAAGCUCGCCCCGGAGAACCCCUUCCCAGCACCGAUGCAGAGUGUCUGGGAGGUGGUGGCGUGGCUGUCUGACCCGCAGAACCUCAACACCGGACUCCUCGCGCACGAAGGCAUCGAGUUCGAUCCGUCCCUCGGUUUCGUGCUGGCGGGCUGCAGUGCAGGCGCAACCAUCUCGGCCGUGGUAGCGGGCAUCGCAGCGGCGGCACGCGCAGGGCAGACCGAGCUGGUGCAGGGACUCCCGGGGGGCCUCGUCUCUCCCAUCACCGGACUCUUCAUCUCGCUGCCUCACCUCGUCCAUCGAGACAUGGUUCCGGCGAAGUACGCGUCCGCAUUCCGGUCUCGCGAGGAGCAUGCCAACGCGCCCAUCAUCAACGCCGCGUCGCUGGCCCACUCGAUCAAGCGCCUCCAGACCGACUUCCACUCACCGUGGUUUUCGCCGCUCAACCUGGACCUUCAUGCCAUCAAAGAACAUCACCCCAACCGAGUCUACGUGCACGCUGGUGAGCUGGAUAUCCUUCGUGAUGAUGCGGUCAUCUAUGAACGGGUAUUGAGAGAGGAUGGCAUCGCCGAGACCAAGAUCGACGUGCUGGCCGGCUAUGCCCACGUCGGCUGGCUCUCCAUUCCGUUUCCUGAGGCCCACACGCCAGAGAUCAAGGAAAUGACAAUGAACGGCAUGGCCUGGGUUCUUGGCCAGGAGUGGGACAGAGAUAGGCCACUUCCAUACUGA